UUAAUGGUCGUUUACAGUGUCAUUUCACGUAUAUUCACUUACUUGGCUUAGUGAAGGCUAUGUUUAGGCCUGUAGCUUAAUUAAAUCUAACUCGGAAUUCAAUUAGGCUUUUGUGUGCAUCACUGAGCUUGCGUAGGGCCCUCGCUCGCUCGCUCGGCGCGACAGGAAAUAGGGGAAUGACUGUAGCUUCUGCUGAAUUUGUGAGAGGGAGGGAAAUGGGCUAAAGAAGGCGUAUUACGACGAAUUCAGCCGAUCAUCUUCUAAAAUCCCUCCAGGCGCAAAUGUGGACGUAUUGUCACGUUGUUGCCUUUCAUCUGUCUGUCGUUGCUUUCUCUUUUGCCUAUUGUCUUGCUGCUGCACAUUGCGGAAGAUUGCACAGCACACCCUUAUCCCCGCCUAAGGUUGCGUAAAAGUGUGACGAGACACCAUGAGCGACGACCAACCUCAAGUUGAACUCUUUGUGAAGGCUGGCAGCGAUGGCCAGAGCAUCGGCAACUGUCCAUUCUCCCAGCGACUCUUCAUGGUGCUGUGGCUGAAAGGGGUCACCUUCAACGUCACCACCGUAGACAUGAGGAGAAAGCCAGAGAUCCUGAAAGACCUGGCCCCCGGUGCUCAGCCGCCCUUCCUGCUGUAUGGGACGGAGGUGAAGACCGACACCAACAAGAUCGAGGAGUUCCUGGAGGACAACCUCUGCCCCCCAAAGUACCCCCGGCUAGCAGCCCACAACCCAGAAUCUAACGGCGCCGGUGUGGAUGUCUUUGCCAAGUUCUCUGCCUACGUCAAGAACUCCAACCCUGGUCUGAAUGAUAAUCUCGAGAAAGGCCUGCUGAAGGCGCUGAAGAAGUUAGACGACUACCUUGGCUCUCCACUUCCUGACGAAAUUGAUGAGAACAGCGCGGAUGAGGUCACAUCCUCUUCACGCCCCUUCCUCGACGGUCAAGACCUCACUCUGGCAGACUGCAACCUGCUUCCUAAGCUGCACAUUGUCAAGGUGGUGUGUUUGAAAUACAGAAACUUCUCCAUCCCGCGUUCCCUGGCCAACCUGUGGCGGUACUUGGACGCGGCGUACGCCAGAGAAGAGUUCUCCUCCACUUGCCCCACCGACCCCGAGAUCCACUUCGCUUAUGCCUCAGUGGCCAAAGCUCUCAAGUAGGCUGAAGAUGGGAUCAGACAGGACACAAAAACACACACACACACACACACACACACACACACACACACACACCACUUUUACACAGAAACACAUAGACAUACACAGAGACACACAAACACACACACACUAAAAUAUACACACAUAAUAACAACCCCUUACUCACUCAUAUAUUUGUACAUAGACAUAAAUUUCAAAAACUUCAAAGGUCUAACAAAGGCAGGUCUAACAAAGGGGACACAUUUCAGAUCUCAUGUGCAGGGCUCAAUUGAAAAUGUGUUUUGCAUGUGAAGGCUAUUUUAUAUGCUACACACACACACACACACACCUACAGAUAAUGUGUAAUGUAUAUUUCUCGGUUCAUUUGUUUAUGUCAUGUCCACAUAAAUCAUUAGCCAGUCUAAUUUCUCUCUCUCUCCACUAAAGUACUAAAGAGAGAAGGGACUUCCCUCCUGGUCCAGGCGUCUCAGGUCAAGCAAAUCUCACUUUCACUUUCAUAGACUUGUGUAAGCAUAGCUCGGGCUUAAUCUAACAGUGCAUGGCCAGCUCUAAAUGACUAUUGCGUUUCCUGGAUUGUUUGUCAAAUGUGUCCUUGGUGUAACCUUUGAAGACACAUAUUUUGUCUAAUGUUUUAAAAACAAGGUCAUUCAUAUAAUUUCCCUCUAUGCAAAUGAAGAUAUUUGUCAAUGUCCUUGAGAACCAGGCAUACGGGUCAGGCAUGUGCACACGCCUAUGCAUAAGCAGGAACACACACACACACACAGACACACACAAACAUGGAAACUCUUUGUUGCAAGUUUGUAGCCUACACACCGUGAUGCAUAGGGCCUCUUUCACUUCCUAUUUGUGUAGUGUAGGUGUUUAUUUAUUCACAUCUGCUGGUUAAAGCAGUUAGCACUCCUAAACUGGUCCCUAGGAAGAAAGCAAAGGCUAACGCUAGCCGCUUAUGAUGGGGCGUAACCAUGAGCAGGCAACCACAGGAAGCUAUUGCCAUAGACCUUGGCUUCCUUUUUCUGUUCUCUAAACCUCACCCCAUUCUCUGUCAAAUGGCAGUGAAGGACUAUUCAUGCAUAAACAACUUUUAAUGCAUAUUUCAGAUGUCAGUCAAUCAAACCAUACACAUGACAAGAGCAAAAAGUAAUAGCUUAGUGUGCAAGCAAGGGCCCCUACCGUAAAUAUUCCAUCCAAUCUAGUUAGCUUAAUAGGCUAAAAACCCUUCAAUCCCCUGCCUCUCCUUACUACCUAGACACACUGUUAGGUGCCUUUAGAUUAACCCUGAAGCUGGAACUGUGCCAGUGACUCAGAGUGUCUGUUGCUUUUUUUAUACUGGCGUAGCUGUCCAAUGAGUGAUUUGCAGGUCUUUACCGUUAAGGCUGGUGAGGUUAAGGACGGUUGUGACUAGAUAUAACCCCCUCCCAUCAGGUAAAUAUAAAGGUCUUUGGAAGCAGUAUCACCUAAGUGCACCUCACAACAUCAUUAUGGAAGAAGGUUUUGAAGUUUGUGACAAUUGCCUCUACUUUUUUAUCUUGUGUGUGUGUUUGCACUGAUUUGAAAUGGGAGGUGUAUUUGUCAGUUUAAGUUUAAAAUGUUAAAAUUGGUUUAAGCCUUUUGCUUGUUUGAUGCACCAUUCCAAGUAGCCAAUUUUUACCAAUGAAAUCAUGACUGAAUUAAAUUAUUAUUUAAUAUAUCUUACAAGCACAAGUGCAAGAGUAGCCAACAUGCACAAAUGGACCAAGGUCUGAUAAAAAAAGAAGCAAGGUGUCUUAUAUGAUGUGGCCUCAAUUGUAUUUUUUAAAGGACCAAGUUGCUUUUGAGGCGUAAUAACUGUAUUUGUUAGUACUAUUUUACACAUUUUAGAUGAUAUCAGGGACUCAUAUCAAUGGCAUACACAAACACAGUUGUACUGCAUUGAAUUAGUAUGCUGUAACAUAGGUAUAUGUGAUGGAUGGCCUGUUGACAAUCAAACUCUUGUUUCUAACAUUUUUUAUAUGAUCAGAUUAAUGUAACUUUUUCAUGUGAGGAAAUUUCAAAAUAAAAACUUUUUGGAGGAAAAACA
Molecule: messenger RNA, 3206 nt
Organism: Alosa sapidissima (American shad)
Lineage: Eukaryota; Metazoa; Chordata; Actinopteri; Clupeiformes; Clupeidae
Gene: clic1
Product: chloride intracellular channel 1
Exons: 7
Coding region: 428-1153 (241 amino acids)
Source: RefSeq, a predicted model, not a curated record